Messenger RNA from Clonostachys solani, 1269 nucleotides. Lineage: Eukaryota; Fungi; Ascomycota; Sordariomycetes; Hypocreales; Bionectriaceae. The record is from the annotation of a GenBank genome assembly.
AUGUGGUUGCCGAACAUAGUGCCAGCAGGCUCGCGGACAGAGGCGCUCACAGGAAAACCCCAUAGCCUCGUGACAUCUGAGACAGGGCUAGACAUAAGCGAAUUCAACUUCAACUUUGACCAGCUGGGCUUCUUCGCACCGCCUCACUCGGAGCAUUUAUCUCACCCCGCCCUCCUUUCCGAUAACCUUCACGCUCAGCCAGUCCAACAAACAGGAGGCUUCAUAAACUCGUGGGAACAUCACCACCUCCCCACAACCUCGGAUACAUUUCCUGUGAUAGACCACACUCAGCCCCAGCCCCAGCCUCAAGCUCAGCAUACUCUCUCCCAGCCGCAGACUGAGCUUCAUCGCUCUCCACAGAUCCCCUCCUCCUCCUCUCCUGUCGCCUUCAGGGGGAGAGCUUGCCAGCCCAAACCGGUCACCGACAACAGUGUCAACAGCAACAAGCGCCCACGGUUCCGGUACGGACAAAGCCCUGGACACAUUUCCUUUCUUGACACAAGCAGCCUCAGACAGCUGCAGGAAUCGAAUUCCAGCCCCACAACAACCUGGGAAGCCUCGCCGGUCCUCUGGAUGGCGGAACUAAACGAGAUCAACGUCCGCCUCCUGGAACUGUCCACUGCCCUCUCGGAGGCGCAGGAGGCGCCCCAGCCGCUCGGCAGGCCUUCUAAUGAGAGGUUCAGAGAAAACGGGUGGCCAAUAGACGAGAUGUUCAACCUCACGCAGCGCGUGGCCGACAUCCUUGACCAGCUGGCAGCCACCGCCACGGAACGACGGGCCAGCGCAGACCCAGGCAACUCCAUGUUUGUGCUGUCGACGUAUGUGCGGCUGCUCGACAUGUACCAGAAGGUGUUCGGCCUGGUGCAGACUGAAGUGGCGCAGACCGACCCGGACGAGCUGCUGAUUAUUGCCUCGGAGGUGGUGUUUCAGUUCUGGAAGCUGCCAAACGUGAACAUCGGCUCGAUUCCUGUGAACUCGACGCCCUCGCUCGCCAUGUUCCUGACGGCCCAGCUGGCCAACAAUUUCCUCCGUCGCCUGCGCAAGGCGACGGCGGCUCUGGACGCGUCGCUGAGGAACCCCAAGGACGGCACGGUCAAUGGGCAGGCGGGCGCGGGAACUCUGUCGACGUCAUUGUUUGUAGACGUGUCGUACGAGAUGGUGAAGAGCAGGGAGGAGACUUUGACCAAACACCUGGCGGAGCUCCGUAAGGAGCUUGCGUCGAUAAUACCUAUGCUGGAUUGUUAUGAGGAGGAGGAGGAGGAGGAGUAA